Molecule: messenger RNA, 2376 nt
Organism: Trematosphaeria pertusa
Lineage: Eukaryota; Fungi; Ascomycota; Dothideomycetes; Pleosporales; Trematosphaeriaceae
Exons: 2
Coding region: 8-2098 (696 amino acids)
Cellular component (GO): cytosol
Molecular function (GO): FMN binding; flavin adenine dinucleotide binding; NADPH-hemoprotein reductase activity
Source: RefSeq, a predicted model, not a curated record
CACCACCAUGGCGCAACUCGACACGCUCGACAUCAUCGUGCUCGCCGCCCUCCUCCUCGGGACCGUCGCCUACUUCACCAAGGGCACCUACUGGGCCGUCUAUGGGGACCCCUACGGCAAUUCGCUGGCCACCGGCAAUGGCGCGGCGAAGGCGGGCAAGUCCCGGAACAUAAUAGAGAAAAUGGAGGAGUCGGACAAGAACUGCGUGGUCUUCUACGGCAGCCAGACGGGCACCGCCGAGGACUAUGCCUCCCGCUUGGCCAAGGAGGGACACUCGCGCUUCGGACUGAACACCAUGGUCGCCGACCUGGAGGACUACGACUAUGACAAUCUCGACAAGUUCCCGGAGGACAAGCUUGCCGUAUUCGUGCUUGCCACCUACGGCGAGGGCGAGCCCACGGACAACGCCGUCGAGUUCUACGAGUUCAUAGGUUCCGAAGACAUCACCUUCAGCGAGGGUGGCACUGCCGACGACAAGCCCCUCGGCGUCCUCAAGUACGUCGCGUUCGGUCUAGGAAACAACACGUACGAGCACUACAAUUCCAUGGUUCGCAAUGUGGACAAGUUCUUGACCAAGCUGGGAGCGACCAGGCUUGGGGCUGCGGGCGAGGGUGACGAUGGUGCCGGUACCAUGGAGGAAGAUUUCCUUGCAUGGAAGGAGCCCAUGUGGGCCUCUGUUUGCGAGAGCAUGGGUUUGGAGGAGCGCGAGGCCGUCUACGAGCCUGUGUUCGAGAUCACAGACAAGCCGGAGCUGAGCGCCGAAGAUGACACAGUGUACCUUGGUGAGCCCAACAAGAACCACCUCGAGGGCGCGCAGAAGGGUCCGUACAACGCCAACAACCCCUUCAUUGCCCCUAUCCUGGAGUCUUCCGAGCUUUUCAACGCACGCGACAGGAACUGCCUCCACAUGGAAAUCGGUAUCAAUGGAUCCAAUCUGUCCUACACGACUGGCGACCACAUCGCUAUCUGGCCCACGAAUGCCGGCAAGGAGGUGGAUCGCUUCUUGAAUAUCCUCGGCCUUGGUGAGAAGCGUCACACCGUCAUUACCGUCAAGGGCCUGGAUCCCACGGCAAAGGUCCCCUUCCCGUCGCCAACCACCUACGAUGCUGUGGUUCGCUACCACAUGGAAAUAUGUGCGCCCGUCUCCCGUCAGUUCGUGUCGGCCAUUGCGCAAUUCUCUCCCAACGAUGAUAUCAAGGCCGAAAUGGUCAAGCUCGGAAGCGAGAAGGACUAUUUCCACGAGAAAGUAACCGAUCGCAACCUCAACCUUGCGCAGCUGCUCGAGAUCGUUUCCAAGGGCGAGCCAUGGUCUAAGAUUCCCUUCUCCCUCAUGAUUGAAGGCCUGCUCAAAAUCCAACCUCGUUAUUACUCCAUCUCCUCGUCCUCCUUCGUCCAGAAAGACAAGAUCUCCAUUACGGCCGUCGUCGAGUCUAUGCAUAAGGAGGGAGCUCCGCACAUUCUGAAGGGCGUUACCACUAACUACCUCCUGUCAUUGAAGCAAAAGCAGCAUGGCGACCCAACCCCAGACCCUCACGGCCUCGACUACGCCAUUACCGGGCCGCGCAAUAAGUACGACGGUAUCCACGUGCCUAUCCACGUCCGUCAUUCCAACUUCAAACUUCCUUCAGACCCCUCAAAACCCGUCAUCAUGGUCGGUCCAGGAACUGGUGUCGCCCCGUUCCGCGCCUUCGUCCAAGAGCGAGCCGCGCUCGCCAAGUCAGGCCAGAAUGUCGGCAAAACAGUAUUAUUCUUUGGGUGCAGAAAGAGAGAAGAGGAUUUCCUUUACCAGCACGAGUGGGCUGAAUACAAGGAGAUCCUUGGCGACAACUUUGAACUGCACACCGCCUUCUCUCGAGAUGGGCCGCAGAAAGUUUACGUCCAGCACAGGAUGGAGGAGUAUGGCGAGGAGAUCAACAAGCUCCUGGAACAGAAAGCCUACUUCUACGUCUGCGGCGACGCAUCGAACAUGGCUCGCGAGGUCAACUCCCUCCUGGGCAAGCUCAUCGCGAAGUACCGAAACGUGUCAGAAACGAAAGGCGAAGAGAUCGUGAAGGCGAUGAGAGCGUCGAACCAGUACCAAGAGGACGUCUGGAGUUGAGCUUCAUUGUACAUACAUCUUUCCAGCAUUUACGGUCAUGUGGGUCUAGAAUGGAGCGUCGGCGUUUGCUUACUAUACUGUCCGUCGCCUGAGUGGGAGAAGACUUUGAAAUUGGCGUCUGCACCUUCAACCUCUUCAAAGCUUUCUAAGGCCCCUACGCUGCAUAGCGUGCCUGUAAUUCUUUGCCUCUUCACUCUACCGGUAGAUAGACACCAGCCAGUUGGACAAUAUUUAGCGAUAUGAAAUUGUGCAGGGCUGGUGCGCAAACUAAUGCUGUG